Molecule: messenger RNA, 2959 nt
Organism: Danaus plexippus (monarch butterfly)
Lineage: Eukaryota; Metazoa; Arthropoda; Insecta; Lepidoptera; Nymphalidae
Gene: Klc
Product: kinesin light chain
Exons: 15
Coding region: 356-1966 (536 amino acids)
Biological process (GO): microtubule-based movement
Cellular component (GO): kinesin complex; membrane-bounded organelle; cytoplasm
Molecular function (GO): kinesin binding
Source: RefSeq, a predicted model, not a curated record
ACGCAUUCGGGUGUCGAUGGGAGCGGAUGUGUCGCCUCGCUCCUAACGACCGGCAUUUUGAAAAAAAAUAAAUUAAACGCGUCCUCUGAACCGUCCUUUGGAUUUAUAGUGUUUUAUAAUAUAUGAAUGCUUCCAAGUGUCUGUAUUAACUAUUUUAGCUUUAUAUAAUGGAAAGUAGGAACGGCAGUCUUGAAUUGUCUACAAGGAGUUUGAAAAACUAUUUCUGAUUAAUCCUUUUUUUUAUUAAUUAGACAAAAAAUAAUAAUAUUACUGUAACGUUACUUCUGAUUGACUUAUAUGUAACAUCAGUGUAGUGUGCGUGGUAUCGUUGUGUUAUGUAAAUUAUUAGACAACUAUGUCGAAGACUUUGAACGCGUACAGAAUUAAGAAGAUCGAAUCUCUGGGCAGAAUGACAGCGAUGUCGCAGGAGGAAAUGGUGACGGGAGCGAGGACGGUCGCGGCCGGCCUGGAGGCGCUCAAGGCGGAGCACGCGCAGCUGCUGGCGGGGCUGGCUGCCAACACGGAGCACGAUGAGAAGGUGGCCCUCGUCAGGAAGAGCAUCGACGCCAUCGAGCUGGGGCUAGGAGAGGCACAGGUGAUGAUGGCGUUGGCGUCAUAUCACCAGUCAGUCGAAGCUGAGAAACAGAAGCUACGCACACAAGUCCGAAGACUGUGUCAGGAGAACGCGUGGCUCAGGGACGAGCUGGCGGCUGCCCAGCAGAGGUUACAGGCCUCGGAGCAGAGGGUCUCACAGCUGGAGGAGGAAAAUAAACACCUGGACUUUAUGGCAUCUAUACGUAAAUACGAUAGCGACAUCACCGAGGAGUCGGAGACGAGUCGCGGCGCUCAGGCGGACGGCAAGAGGGACGAUCCCAUGGUGGACCUGUUCCCUGACGAGGACCACGACGACAACAGGAACAAUAAGUCGAUGUCCCCGACUCCGCCGUCUCAGUUCGCGCAGCAGAUCAACGCCGGGUACGAGAUACCCGCCCGCCUCCGCACACUCCACAACCUGGUGAUCCAGUACGCGUCCCAGGGUCGGUAUGAGGUGGCCGUGCCUCUCUGUAAACAGGCGCUCGAGGACUUGGAGAAAACAUCGGGUCACGAUCACCCAGACGUCGCCACCAUGUUGAACAUACUCGCGCUGGUCUAUCGUGACCAGAACAAAUACAAAGAGGCGGCGAACCUGCUGAACGACGCGCUGUCCAUCAGGGAGAAGACCUUGGGCGAGAAUCACCCGGCCGUGGCGGCUACGCUCAACAACCUGGCCGUGCUGUACGGGAAGCGAGGCAAGUACCGCGAGGCCGAGCCCCUGUGCAAGCGCGCCCUGUGUAUCCGCGAGGCCGUGCUGGGCAGAGACCACCCAGACGUCGCUAAACAACUCAACAACCUGGCUCUGCUUUGUCAGAAUCAGAACAAGUACGAGGAGGUGGAGCAAUACUAUCAGCGCGCGCUGGAGAUAUAUGAAAGCAAACUGGGCCCGGACGAUCCCAACGUGGCCAAGACUAAGAACAACCUCGCCUCGUGCUACCUCAAACAGGGCAAAUACAAGGAGGCUGAAACCUUAUACAAGCAAGUAUUGACACGCGCACACGAGAGGGAGUUUGGAACUAUCGACGGAGACAACAAACCCAUCUGGCAGGUCGCGGAGGAGAGGGAGGAGAACAAACAUCUGCAGAAAGAGAACGCGCCCUACGGCGAGUACGGCGGCUGGCACAAGGCGGCCAAGGUCGACUCGCCCACCGUCACCACCACGCUCAAGAACCUGGGCGCCUUGUACAGGAGACAGGGCAAGUACGAGGCCGCGGAGACGCUCGAGGACUGCGCGCUGCGGACCAGGAAGGAGCACGGUCCACCCCAUGCUUUGGACAUCGUGAAACAGUCGCGCGCGAGGAGCGGUCGGAGAGACGCGGAGCGGGAGACCGAUGAGCAUGAAGCGCGCAAGCUCCCUGUCCGAGCUCAGUAAGACGGAGACUCCCAGCUCGCCGCCCGAAGACCGGCCUCGGUAGCGCUCGUCCUCUGCACGGAACGUCUUCAUCUACGUCACGUCGACCCUCGUACGAAUACUCUCUCUACAGUCAUGAUGCUGACAUUGGCUGAAUGAAUUGAGCAUUGUUACAAAUAGCUUAAAAAAAAAACAAAUUUAAGUAAUAUUGAAAUAUAUAUCCAAACAUCUUGGAUGGUCUAUUUAACAUUAUUUUUUAAAUUUCAUGUUUCAUUUCCUAGAAUGCGUGUUAUUCACAACAUUAAUAUAAUUAUUCAUUUUAUAUAUUUUUCGAUAUAUUCGAUUGUAUUUAAAAAAAAAUUAUCUACAUUAAUUCCAUUUUUUUAUUAUUGUUCUGCUUAUUUAACAUAACUAUAUUGUAAGGAAAUCAAAGAGAUGAAUAUUAUGUGUCAUUGAUGAUAAUUUAAUUAUAAAACCGUGUGCCGUAUGUCGUGUUCUAUCAAAAGUUUGGUUUCACAAUCCUGAACUGACAACUGUUAAACUUCUACCAUAAACCAUCUAAAGCUGUAGUUGUUGACUCGUAGCUUCAUUUAUAAGGUUGUGAAACCUAAAAGAGGUGCUUGUUAUUUAACAAUAUAGUUGCUCUUUCGCUAACUGAUUGCUAAACGUUUGGAAGCAUCUCUUAAAAAAUUAAAAUGUAGUGUGUAAUGAUAAAAGAAUAAUAUUUUAGCAUCGUCGAGUAUUUUGCCGAAGUGUACUUAAAAUAAGGCUUCCCGGCUUAGUGUUGCUCGAAGAAUUUGUAAUAUUAGAAACGUGCAAGAACUUAGAAAUAAACAGAUCGUGAAAUCUCGUUUGAUAAUCUUUGGACGACAAAAAAGAUUUUUUAAUUCUAUAUAAAUGGUUAAAAGUUUUGAGAGUUUAAAUGUUAUAAAUUCUUUUGCGGCAAAACACAUAGCGGCUUAUUUAUAAUAUUGAUCUCAGUUAAUAUGAUACGAAAUAAAUUAUGAAAUAAAA